CAUUGCCAUCGAUUUUUCAGACUAUCCACCAAUCAAAUUCUGGUAAAGCACCAGCUGGUCUUGCACCUGGACCACCCAAUAGCUUCUCGUAUUCACGAAUAUCAAAAACCCUCCCAAGUAAGAUCUGGGUUUCCGAAUCCAACUUCCAGUUUCUCUCUCUAAAAAUUGCAGAUUCAAGCGGGUAAUCGAAUACCUUGAUUACUCUCUUUUCUUUCAACUUCUUUUCAGAUCAGAUGUGCUUGUUAUAUUCAAAUCAAUGGUUUUGAUUCUGGAACCAUUAGGUUACCAUUUUUUUUAGGGUCUCAAUUCGCUUCUUGAUUCUUAAAUCUUGUGGCAAACUAUCUGGGUUUGCCAUUACAAGCUUUGAAUCGUUUUUUUUAUCGCCCAAUUAAUUAUCCGUUCUGGGUACUUUGAAUUUGAUUCAAAAUCGUGUUGGAAAGGCAUGAACAGUCAAGUUUGGAGAUGGGUUUUAGGGUUGAUGUAUAUUAUUGCUGUUGCAAUCAUAUGGAUUGCUGCUAGUUUUGUUGUACAAUCAGUUGUAGAUGCAGGUGUUUCUCCGUUUCUGAUAACCUACAUUUGCAAUUCAUUGUUUGUGGUUUACAUUCCCAUAGUUGAAAUUGGUCGCUUUUUGGAGGAUAGAUAUGGAAGUAUAUUCUUUUGGAGAAAUAGAAAAGAUUGUAGUUUGCAAGAAUUGGGAGAAUCAGAAGUGGUAGUGCUUCUUCACCAGAGUGAUACAGGUGUUCAAGUUCAAUCUGGUGUGGUUUUGGAACAACAAGAAUUGAAAUACCAUGAACAAGGUAUUGUUAUGGAACCAGAGAGUCAUGCUUGCAAACCUACUUUUGGCGAAGAUGGUAAUAAGGAUUUGGAUUCAAAAGGGCGUUGGACACGCAGCAGAGUGGCAAAGGUCAGCUUGCUGAUAUGCCCAUUUUGGUUUCUAGCACAACUCACCUUCAAUUUCUCCCUGAAAUAUACUACAGUUACGUCAAAUACCAUCUUAAGCAGUGCUUCCAGCCUUUUCACCUUUGUGGUCGCUCUUGCAUUUUUGGGCGAGAAGUUCACUUGGGUUAAGCUGAUUAGUGUUCUUCUUUGCAUGGGAGGAACCAUAAUUGUCAGCUUGGGUGACUCUGAAACCGGGUUAAGUGCAAUUGCUUCAAAUCCUGCGCUUGGAGACAUUCUUGCUCUUGUGUCAGCAGCCUUGUAUGCUGCGUAUAUAACCCUUAUUCGUAAAAAGCUACCAGAUGAUGAGGAGGGGAAAAGUGGCCAAGUCAGUAUGGCACAGUUUCUUGGGUUCUUAGGUUUAUUCAACCUAUUGAUAUUCCUACCCGUUGUCCUCAUACUUAAUUUUACCAAGCUGGAAAGUUUUAGUAUGCUGACAUGGAAGCAAAUUGGUCUAAUUGUUGGUAAAGGCUUGUUGGAUAAUGUGCUAAGCGAUUACUUAUGGGCCAAGGCCGUUCUUCUGACGACCACCACGGUAGCAACAGCAGGACUUACCAUUCAGGUGCCUUUGGCAGCUGUGGUUGAUUCACUGACUGGGAAUGCACCCAAUCCCAUGGACUACAUUGGAGCCGCAGCUGUUAUGGUUGGCUUUGCAGGCAUUAACAUCCCUUCAGAUGCCUUUUCAAGAUCAAAGGAUGUCAGUUGCGAACUAAAAGAACAUGGAAAUGUCAGCUCAGCCUGAUUAAGAUCACCUUUUACUGGUAUAAAUUGCUCUAUGGGUGUGUUAUCUGGGUGAUUAUUCAGUAUUCUCGGAGUAUGGACACGUACUCCAUAAGGUUUUGAUUGGUGGAGAGACACAAGGGCUCACGAUUUAUGUUGGAGAUGAGGAGACAACAUGAGACUAAUUAAUUGAUGAUUGGUUUGGAGUAUGGACACGUGGUGCUCCGGGAGUAUUGAAUAAUUUCCCGUGUUACCUUUUGGUAUUUUAGUAAUUAGACUAGUAUUUUGUUUCAACUAUAUUUUAAUUUAUUUGGAAUUUAAGUUUGACAAAUAAAAAGGCAUUCAUCAGUUCCACUGAGUGAGGGUUUGACAAA
Molecule: messenger RNA, 2030 nt
Organism: Camellia sinensis
Lineage: Eukaryota; Viridiplantae; Streptophyta; Magnoliopsida; Ericales; Theaceae
Product: EamA-like transporter family
Cellular component (GO): membrane
Source: RefSeq, a predicted model, not a curated record